This is a messenger RNA of Myripristis murdjan (pinecone soldierfish), 2815 nucleotides long. It is a transcript of the gene slc60a2b, whose product is annotated as major facilitator superfamily domain containing 4B. The transcript has 4 exons. Gene Ontology annotation, biological process: transmembrane transport. The record is from RefSeq and is a predicted model, not a curated record. The coding region runs from base 284 to 2134 and encodes 616 amino acids. Lineage: Eukaryota; Metazoa; Chordata; Actinopteri; Holocentriformes; Holocentridae. Gene Ontology annotation, molecular function: D-glucose transmembrane transporter activity.
UCUCGUUCGCUGAGCCCAGUCAUGUACCCACCGCAGCAGUUGGCAUACGGACGGUUUCCGCGUCCUAUUUUCACGAUGGGUGACUCAGUUUUAACGAUUUAACGGGACGACGUUUAACAGAAGUGGUGGGAUACCGAAGAGGCUAAAAAUUCACCAGCGUGUGCGCUUGUUUACUUGCAAGCUGUCGCCAGUCUGACAGUGCAUCAUCAUCAUCAUCAUCAUCAUCACCACCACCACCAGCACCAACAGCAGCAGCCAUAGCACCGAUUUGACAGGUAACGUUAUGUCUGCCUCCGCCGUCCGAGACACCGUGGUGAAGAAGAAACACGUCCGCUUCGCCCGCAUGGAGGACGACGACGACAACGACGACCAGGAGGAAGACACCCUGUUUGACAAGAGGAAGGACACCGGCCGGGGGCUGAAGAGCGCCCUGAAGGCGGCCAAGAGGACGCAGAAACCCGGCUGCGACGGCGUGGAGAUCGUCGGCGGAGGAAGCGGCUAUGGAGCCUGCUGGGGCUGGAUGGUCACGCUCGUGCUCUGUGCCUCGUUCCUGGGACUGGGGAUGAGUAUCUCCGUCCUGGGCCCCACUUUUGAAGACCUCGCUGUGAAUGUCAACAAGAACAUCAGCAACAUCUCCUACAUCUUCGUCGGCCGCUCUAUGGGAUACAUCGGUGGCUCCCUCCUGGGGGGCAUUCUCUUUGACUGUGUCAAUCCCCACCUCCUGCUGGGCUUUUCUAUGAUGAUUACAGCGUUUGGAAUGUGUGCCAUCCCGUUCUGUAGGCAGGCUCUGCUCCUCACCGGGCUUAUGUCCAGCAUCGGAAUAUCUAUGGGGAUUCUGGAUACAGGUGGUAAUGUGCUCAUCCUGAACACAUGGGGCAACCAGGCUGGACCUCACAUGCAGGCUUUGCACUUCAGCUUUGCAGCCGGAGCCUUUGUGUCACCCAUCAUAGCCAAGCUGCUCUUUGGGUCUGAUGUGGAUGGCAGCAUGGCGACUGUGCUGACAACCACCGCACCCCCCACCACCACAGAACCAGCAACCAGAGCCUCCGGAACUCGCACGUUCAUGUGGGCCUACAUCGUGAUCGGCAGUUUCGUCCUGCUCUCCUCCCUCCUCUUCUUUGUUCUCUACUCCCGCAGCAGCCUGUUGCGGGACAAAUCCCGCACAGCGUCGGAGAAGCCGCUGGUGGCCAAACAUCACACAGCUCUCAUUACCCUGCUCUUUUUCUUCUUCUUCUGCUAUGUGGGCGCAGAGGUGGCCUAUGGCUCCUUCAUCUUCAUCUAUGCCAAGGACUAUGCCCACAUGGAUGAGCCUCAGGCGGCAGGGCUCAACUCCUUGUUCUGGGGCACAUUCGCUGCCUGCCGGGGCCUCGCCAUCUUCUUUGCGGCUUGUGUGUACCCGGGCACCAUGAUCCUGCUCAGCCUGGUGGGCUGCACCCUCUCCUCCCUGCUCCUCUGCCUCUUCAGCAGAGAGAAGGUGGCCCUGUGGGUUUGCACCGGCCUCUACGGUGCGUCUAUGGCCACCACCUUCCCCAGUGGCAUCUCCUGGGUGGAGCAGUACACCACUGUGACGGGAUCCUCGGCCGCCACCUUCGUGGUGGGCGCCGCACUGGGGGAGAUGGUGCUGCCUGCGCUUUUGGGCUUCCUGCUGGGGAAGUUCCAGGAUCACCCGCUGCUGAUGUACCUGUCUCUGGUCACCGCCACCAUCACCUCCAUCCUCUUCCCUGUAAUGUACAAGCUGGCCUCCGCCCCCAGCGGCCAGGGCAGGAAACCACGCACCAGAGGCCGGCCCGAUGCUGACGACAGCGAAUACCGCCAGGCACUGCUGGAUUCUGGAGCCAAUGAUGAGGAAGAAGAGGAGGAGCAGGAAGACAACGAGGCCGACCAGUGGAACGAUGCGGACUUCGAGGUGAUUGAGAUGGAUGAUGCUACCAGUGUGAUGAAUUCGCCCAACAAGGGGUCAUCCACUCCCGAUGUCGCCACGCUGACGGGAGGCACCACCGCCUCCGCUGCCCCCUCCACCACACAGUUGGCAGAGCCAGCAGGUGCAGCCUCCUUCUCAGACACCCUCUCCUUGAUAGGAGACUCCCCCAGGCGCAAACUGCUGCUCUCUCUGGACAGGGAGAAGAGAGACUGAAGCCCCCCUCCUCCCCUCUCCUGUGACUCCUAAGUGCUGUUUAGACAUUUUUAUUUACCAGAAGAGCCAUGCCCUCCGAGAAACUUGUUUGUGUGUGUGUGUGUGUGUGUGUGUGUGUUGAUGUGCUGUCUGGAGCUUCAGUACGCUCCUCUCCAUUUUUUUAAUGUACGGGCUGAGUUACUGUGCAGUGUGUGCAAGAAGGAAGCAGCUUUUCGACAUUUGGGGUUUUGCACAGGUAAAGCUGUCAGUGCGUGUGAAGUCAUUAGCUUCAUUGAAUUGAGCACUUGGACCCUGAUGAAUAGUAAAUUAUUGGAUUGAGUUACUGUAUGAUUACACUAUAAUUUAUUUAAUAAUACAAUCACACUUUGUUGAUGGAUUCAGUGCCUUGCUCAAGGACACUUCAGCAGGACAGAAGCUUGUUGACAGGGAGGUCCUUCUCAUUACACCAUCCUGCCGCCAUCCCUCUGAUGUUAUUUAAUUUUGCACAUUUUUAACCAUCAUGGUGACUGGAACAGCAGCAGAAAAAUUAUGUGGUGUGAUGCUAGUUGUGUCAAACCUGAAUGAAGUAUGUCUUUUUUUCCACUUUUGUAAAGAUGAGAAUAUUUUUGGAAUGUUUUUGUUGCAUACCGUAAUGUGUCAUGUGGCUUGUGAUACUCUAAAUCAGACGUGUUGUCACUGUGA